AUGAAAGAAUGGGAUGUUGUCUUUAACAAACCAAGAGCAACAAUAGUUUCAGAACAAGAAUGUAGACAGAAACUUAAGAAAAUAAAAGUCGUACAAGUUGGCAUGAAGAUGUUAGAUGCUUGGGAUAUCUUAUUGUCAAAGUUAGAAGAUUUUUCAGUUCGAGGUAUAAAGUUCUAUACACCUUCUCCAAACUUCUAUUCUAUCUUCACUGGAUAUAAAUACGAACAAGUAGAAUGGAAAGAAAAUAUUAUAGAAGCUUGGUUAGACCAUGUCAAAGAAAUUAUAUGCAAUGGAAACGAAAGAGUCUAUGAGUAUAUCUUAUGUUGGUUUGCAAACAUCUUACAACAUCCAAGUGCUAAAAAUGAAACUGCUCUCAUUAUAAUUGGAAAACAAGGAACUGGUAAGAACACAUUCUUUACAGAUAUUUUGUGCAAACUGUUAGAGGGCUAUUCGAACCCGAAUAUGACAAACUUAGAAAACAUCUGCGGUAAAUUUAACUCCUCAAUAGAGAAUAUGAAACUUAUAGUUUGCAAUGAACUUCAAAGUAUAGAUACAACAAAAGUUUUGAACUCAGAUGCUUUGAAGAGUCUUAUAACAGACAAAGUUGGAGUUGUUGAAAGAAAAUAUAAAGACCAAAGA
Molecule: messenger RNA, 639 nt
Organism: Trichomonas vaginalis G3
Lineage: Eukaryota; Parabasalia; Trichomonadida; Trichomonadidae
Exons: 1
Source: RefSeq, a predicted model, not a curated record